Messenger RNA from Maudiozyma barnettii, 1041 nucleotides. It is a transcript of the gene SRT1, whose product is annotated as ditrans,polycis-polyprenyl diphosphate synthase. The record is from RefSeq and is a predicted model, not a curated record. Bases 1 to 1041 code for a protein of 346 amino acids. The transcript has a single exon. Lineage: Eukaryota; Fungi; Ascomycota; Saccharomycetes; Saccharomycetales; Saccharomycetaceae. Gene Ontology annotation, molecular function: ditrans,polycis-polyprenyl diphosphate synthase [(2E,6E)-farnesyl diphosphate specific] activity. Gene Ontology annotation, cellular component: membrane; endoplasmic reticulum; lipid droplet.
AUGAUUGCUUCUGUCAAAAGAUUAGUUAGAGGUCCGUUGAUCCGGUCAACAAAUUACACUAUAGAAUCUUCAACACAUUUAUUUCUUUAUGUGUUUAAUCAGUUACAUAUUGUAUUUAUGAGAAUUGUUCCUCAAAGCAUUAGAGUAUGGUGGCAGAAAUUUUUACAAGAUAUUUUUAUUGCUAUAUUAAAAGUAGGUCCUAUUCCAGAACAUGUUUCGUUCAUAAUGGAUGGUAAUAGAAGAUACGCCAAAUCUAAUAAUUUACCCUUGAAGAAAGGCCACGAGGCUGGUGGUUUUACUUUAUUAACUUUAGUUUAUAUAUGUAAGAAAAUGGGUGUGAAAUGUGUAAGUGCUUAUGCUUUCUCGAUCGAGAAUUUUAAUCGAUCAGAAGAAGAAGUUCAAACUUUAAUGACUUUAUUUAAUGCCAAAUUGGAGGAAUUUGCUAAUAGAGCACAGGAUUAUAAAGACCCAUUAUAUGGUUCUAAAUUAAGAAUUAUAGGAGAUAAAAGGUUAUUAACCCCUGAGACAAGAAAUAAAUUGAAAGAAGUAGAAAGAUUAACACAAGAUGGCAAAGAUUUUACCUUUUAUGUCUGUUUCCCAUAUACUUCAAGAAAUGAUAUUCAACAUGCAAUCUACAAAAAUUCAAAGGAAUAUACAGAAAAGAAAAUAAAAUUAAAUGAUAUUAAUUUAAAUAAAUUCAGUGAAAAAAUGUAUUUAGAUGAAUUUUCUCAGAAAUGUGAUAUCUUGAUAAGAACUAGUGGACAUAGAAGAUUAUCUGAUUAUAUGUUAUGGCAAUCGCAUCAAAAUUCCACUAUAGAAUUUGUUCCAACUCUAUGGCCUGAUUUCACUUUUACUCAAAUGUGUCUCAUUUUCUUUCGUUGGUCUUUUUUUACCACAAUUCAAAUGUAUAACAACGAUGAAGGUACUUCCCAAUACCCGUGGAAAACGUUUAUGCCAAAUAUACCCUUUAUGAACAAAAACCAUUAUGAACCACUAGAAUCUCUAGCUGAUCCACCAGUGUCAGUCUCAAUAUUGGGUUAA